GCCAGCCAGAACCAGCCAGCCGGGCGGCAGUUACGUCGCGACGCAUCCUUACCUUGAACCACCAACCAGGUGCAAACGAACAGCUUGCGUCGUCCUCAUCCCAACCUCUCCGAACAGCUUGCCGCAUUAUUCACCUCCCUACCGAUCCGCGCUGCAUAUGAUCCCCCGCAAACCAGCAAUUUCCUGCUGCCUUUAGCGGACAGGCUCAUUCAUCAAAUCGUCAGCAGCUCUGAAACUAAUCAUCCGCCGAGCCCCAGGCCCGGGGAAGAGCAAGCUUGUUCCCAACAUGGCGUCGGUCCCAGCUCCGCCCGAGGACCAGGCUCGCCUGCUCGAGGAUGCCUUGAUAGCUGUGCGCCAGCAGACGCAAAUGAUGCGCAAAUGUCUAGACACUCCAGGGAAGCUAAUGGAUGCGCUCAAAUGCUGCUCGACCCUCGUAUCGGAGCUUCGGACAAGCAGCCUAGGUCCCAAGCAAUACUACGAACUGUACAUGUCCGUCUUCGAUGCGCUGCGCUACCUCUCCGUCCACCUCCGUGAGAACCACCAAGUCAACCAUCUUGCCGACCUCUACGAGCUAGUCCAGUAUGCAGGCAACAUCAUCCCGCGGCUGUAUCUAAUGAUUACUGUGGGCACCGCAUACAUGGCCAUUGAUGCGGCCCCCGUCAAGGAGCUCAUGAAGGACAUGAUGGACAUGAGCCGCGGCGUCCAACAUCCGAUCCGCGGCCUGUUCCUGAGGUACUAUUUGUCUGGCCAGGCAAGGGAUUUUCUGCCACAAGGCGAGGGCGACGGUCCCGAGGGCAACCUGCAGGAUUCGAUCAACUUUGUCCUGACCAACUUUGUCGAGAUGAACAAGCUGUGGGUACGGUUGCAACAUCAAGGCCACUCGAGGGAGCGCGAGCAGAGGACGCAAGAACGAAAGGAGUUGCAACUGCUUGUCGGCUCAAACCUGGUGCGCCUUAGCCAAUUGGUCGAUCUGGAGGCCUACAAGACUGCUAUCCUGGCACCCCUGUUGGAGCAGGUUGUGCAAUGCCGUGACGUGCUGGCGCAAGAAUACCUGCUAGAGGUCAUUACCCAGGUCUUCCCCGACGAAUACCACCUACACACACUUGACCAGUUCCUCGCCGCGGUCUCGAGACUAAACCCACACGUCAACGUCAAAGCUAUCGUUAUAGGCUUGAUGGAUAGGUUGUCCGAUUAUGCCGAGCGUGAGUCCCAGAACGAGCCCGAGGAGGACCGGGAAACAAUGGAGGCAGACGCAAUAGCAGAGCUGCUGGAGAAGGUCAAGAUCGCCAGAGAGAACGCAGAGUCAUCAGGCCCGCCACCCCCUCCGCCGCCUGAAGAGCAUAAACGACUAGAAAUGGAGGAUGAGAACAUUGCCCGGACUGAGGCGGAUGUUGAUUCAACCGCCGAAACGCUUGGACAGGAUGGGCAAUCCAUAGCUGACAGUGAAGCCACCGCCGUCAACGGGCAGGAUGGAGAGGGCAAUGGCGAGCAACAGGAGCCAGUAAAGAAACACAGGGGAAUACCCGAAAAUGUAAAGCUCUACGAGAUAUUCUUUGGCCAGGUCAAGAACCUCGUACAGGCUCAACACCUCCCCAUUCAGGACACAAUCGCAUUGCUAGUGUCACUAGUCAACCUUGCGCUCAACAUCUAUCCCGGACGUCUGGACUACGUGGACCAGGUCUUGGAGUACGCCACCACCAAAGUCAGGGAACAUGCCAACAGCCCUGAUUUGCACUCGCCUCCCGCACAACAAAGCCUCCUGGCUCUACUCCAGGCACCUCUGAAGAGAUAUGUGUCCAUGUUCACUGCUUUGGCUUUACCGACAUAUGUUCCUUUAUAUCAAGCACAGACGUACCCCACGCGACGAGCAGUAGCUGGCGAGGUGGCUAGAACCCUGCUUCGCGAUCGCAUACAGAUUUGUACAGUCGAGCAGCUCGAAAACGUGCUGGAGAUUCUCAAGGUGUUGAUAAAAGAGGGAUCACACCCACCACAAGGAUACCCAGGUGUGGCGCCGGCCCGGCAACGCGUCAUGGAGACGGAUGAGACGCUUGAGGAGCAGGGCUGGCUUGCCCGCAUCGUGCACUUGCUGGAUUCCGAAAACAACGACACGCAGUUCAAGCUCUUGCAGAUGACACGCAAGGCGUAUGGCGACGGCAAUGACCGCAUUCGCACAACAACACCGCCGCUGAUAACGGCAGGUAUGAAGUUGGCCCGUCGCUUCAAGGCACGGGAACACUAUGACGAUAACUGGUCCUCGCAAUCUUCGGCCCUGUUCAAGUUCUUGCACUCUGCGAUUUCGACGUUGUACGCACGCGUCAACGGUGCCGGAGCAGCUGAACUCUCUCUACGUCUUUUCUGCGCCUGUGGCCAAACAGCCGACGCAGCCGGAUUUGAAGAGGUGGCAUACGAAUUCUUUGCACAGGCUUUCACUGUUUACGAGGAAGCCGUAUCGGAUUCGAAAGCCCAGUUCCAGGCAGUCUGCGUGGUGGCCAGCGCCCUGCACCAGACGCGCAAUUUUGGCAAGGAGAACUAUGAUACUCUGAUCACAAAGUGCGCGCAGCACUCGAGCAAACUGCUUCGCAAGCCCGACCAAUGUCGAGCCGUAUACCUGGCUAGUCACCUGUGGUGGGCCACACCGAUUGCAGCCAAUGGGGAGGAUGAGAACACCGAGUUGUACCGUGAUGGCAAGCGCGUGCUCGAAUGUCUGCAGCGGGCUCUCCGGGUGGCAGACUCGUGCAUGGAGACUGCAACAUCAAUUGAGCUGUUUGUCGAAAUCCUAGACAGAUAUGUUUAUUAUUUUGACCAACGCAACGAGUCGGUCACAACCAAAUACCUCAACGGCCUUAUUGAGCUUAUCCACUCAAAUUUCGCCGGCAACCAACAAGACUCUGCAUCUGUCGAAGCUUGCAGGAAACACUUCCAACACACCCUGGACCUUAUCCGAAGCAAAGAGUACGAGGGAAUUGUGUUGGAUCCCAAGUGAAGUUAUACUAUUUUGAGUUUGUGGCAUCUGGGGGGACGAGACGGUGUACAAAGCUGUAUAUCCCCGGGUUCUGUAGACGGGCUUUUUUUCUUCUUUUUCUUAAUUCCACGCCAUGUUCCAGAUAAAGAAAGUUUCAAAGCUUGUCGAGAGCUAGCGUUGGAGUUGGUGAAUGAAACUAUAUAUUAUUUUCUGUCUUGUCCCUAUUGUACUGUAGAUACUGUUUUGAUCGGUGACGCUUUCUUCAACGGGCGGAUGUGUUCAAUUCAUUUGAAUCGAGACACGCACGAAGGCACUGAACUGCGCCAGUUCAGUUCAGCCUUGGCUUCAUAAUCCAAGCUUGGCCAGUUGGGCACACGGGGGCAGAUAUUGGCGCUGAUCCAAGAGAAGAGCAUGGGAAGAAGUGAACAUGCAUGAUUUGCACGCUGACCUGGGAUAGCUAGAAUAGUAUUUACCUCAAAAUUGCAAACCAUAGAUUCCCGAUUCGC
Messenger RNA from Pyricularia oryzae 70-15, 3468 nucleotides. RefSeq names its product vacuolar protein sorting-associated protein 35. Lineage: Eukaryota; Fungi; Ascomycota; Sordariomycetes; Magnaporthales; Pyriculariaceae. Gene Ontology annotation, biological process: intracellular protein transport; retrograde transport, endosome to Golgi. The transcript has 4 exons. Gene Ontology annotation, cellular component: late endosome; retromer complex; retromer, cargo-selective complex. The coding region runs from base 287 to 2983 and encodes 898 amino acids. The record is from RefSeq and is a predicted model, not a curated record.